Messenger RNA from Funneliformis mosseae, 389 nucleotides. Lineage: Eukaryota; Fungi; Glomeromycota; Glomeromycetes; Glomerales; Glomeraceae. The record is from the annotation of a GenBank genome assembly.
AAAAGUUACCUUCAGUAACAGAUCAUGUGACUGAAAUUUCUGAGACAUUAUGUCCUGAAAAAAAUUUGCCUGAAGUAAAUGUACCAACUACACUCAUAUCAUCUGAUGUAUAUUUCGAGAAGUCAGAAAAAGAAAUAAAUGAAGAGGUUGUUUCACAAUCAGAUAAGAGCUUGAAAACUAAUGCAAUGAUUCACAAGAAAAAGCAUAUUACAGUUCACUUUAGUGAACGAGCUCUUUGGUAUGAAGUGAGAAAAGGCAAAAAAGGAUGGUUAAGUCAUGGAUCAGUUGCGAUAUUGUGUCAGGUGCUAACUACGAAAAGAGUAAUGGGUCUGCUUAAUGAUGCUGAAAAUAAAGGUCUUGAAUUGCACAGUCAAAUAAUCAUUUUCUAA